This is a messenger RNA of Cuscuta europaea, 4151 nucleotides long. The record is from the annotation of a GenBank genome assembly. Lineage: Eukaryota; Viridiplantae; Streptophyta; Magnoliopsida; Solanales; Convolvulaceae.
UUUCAAGAAUCAAUUAGGCUGCUAAAAUAUAAAGUGGGUAAAAUAACAGGGUUUAGACGAGCCAUUGCAGGUAACAACACAAGCAACCCUAGAAAGUCUCGGAAUCAAUUGCCGCAUCACGAUCCUACGCAGAUCCGAGCAUCAGACUACCGCGCACUUCAUAGCUGCUGUCUCGCCUCCUGCCUCCACCAUUCAUCUCCAGUCCACUGAAGAAAAUAGCCGCCAAAGUCAAAUUUGUUGUUGCUGGCAGCUCAAACAAUCGUGACCCGAUUGCCUACUUCUCCCAAAUCACAACCCGACGCCUGUACUUCGUCUGGUGAGGUCUGACGAAAAAAAGAACUCUACUCCAAACGAACGGAGCCGUCUCCGUCGUAUCCCGGCCGUGUCCGAGGGCUUUGACCUCGUAUCCGGUCAACUAGGUUCGCCGCACCUGUGCUUCAUAGCUUCUUUGAGUAGCAGCAUGGCCACGGCCGAGGCUGCAACAUCUUCUACUGGACCCCGUUAUGCACCAGAUGAUCCAACUUUACCCCUACCUUGGAAGGGUUUAAUUGAUGGUAGUACUGGAUUGCUGUACUAUUGGAAUCCUGAAACUAAUGUUACACAGUAUGAGAAGCCAUCAGCCUUGCCUCCCCCGCUGCCACUUGGUCAACCUCCUAAACUUGCUCCUCUACCGGGCGCGAAUGCUGCUCAACCAAGUGAUGGUCCAGGCCAGCAUCAAAGCCUUCAUGUAGGUCAAAGCUUGCAACAAGUUUCAACUGGACAGCAGCAGGGAUCACAUGUGAAUUCUUCCAUGCAACAGCAGAUGCACCACAAUAGGCCCCAUGGGACCCAACAGGCAAGUCACCAAAUGCCUACACAACAACCAGGGACUCCCAUUUCUCAACCGAUGUUGCAGCACAUUCCACAGCAAAUGCAGCCAUUCCAAGGAAUGCAGACAGGAAAACCUCCAGAUUUUCAAUUUACUCACCACCCAACACCACACGGUUUGUAUACUCAUCAGAACAUGAAUCCCCAAGCCCAAAAUGUUUCUGAUCAACAGAAGCAUCAUAUGAUGCAAGGAAAACAGUUUCCCCACCAACAAGAGCAUAAUGUAGAAUUCCGUCCUAGAGAGGAUGUAAAUUUUUCCCAAGGCAAUCAAAUUGGCUUCUCACCUAUGAACGCCUUUCAGCCAGCACCUGCCCAGACCUCAGCUCCUGGAGCUAACCCCUCUCUAGGCCCUCAAAUGGCUGCACAACCCGCUCAACCAAUGCAGUUCAGUGGCCCUUCUGCUAGUAUGCAGCAGGCAGCAUCUCAAACUCACUGGAUGCACAGCGGGCCAGAUUCACUGCACCACCAACAUACUUCCAGGUUCCAAAGCCAGAUGGGUCCAUCACAUGGUCAACUGCCUCCACUUGGAUCAAAUACAGGAUAUGAAGAAAACUCGCACGGAAGAGUAGGAAAUAAGUUUUAUGAUAAUAAUACUGUCAAGGACGUCCAUGCCAUGCCUUCUCAGGCUUCACAUCCCAUGCUUGCGUCAAUACCACAUACAAUAUCUCAGCAUGAAAUGAGGACCGUUGAUCUAACAACACAGAAUCCAGCACCUGGUUUUCAUGGUGCAUAUAAUGGUUCUGGAGGUCCAGCAAUGCAUAAUAUGUAUGGUCAAGCAACCGGUGGCGGUGGCCCCCAGUUUCCAACUCAUGUCCAAAUGCGUCCCCCUGCAGCAGCUAUUGGACCUUCUGAUGCUGAGGAUUACCGUAAAAAACAUGAAAUCACGACAAUGGGAGAAAAUGUUCCGGAUCCUUUCAUCACAUUUGAAGCUACUGGCUUUCCUCCAGAAAUACUUAGAGAUAUUCAUAUUGCUGGAUUCGCAUCGCCUACACCAAUUCAAGCACAAACAUGGCCCAUUUCACUACAAAACCGGGAUAUUGUGGCAGUUGCCAAAACAGGGUCGGGCAAAACACUGGGAUAUCUUAUUCCUGCAUUUAUCCAGCUUUCGCGAAGGCGUAACAAUCCUCAGAAUGGACCAACUGUAUUGGUCUUAGCUCCAACACGUGAGCUAGCUACACAAAUCCAAGAUGAAGCACUAAAAUUUGGACGGUCAUCAAGGGUUUCUUGCACAUGCUUGUAUGGUGGUGCUCAAAAGGGUCCCCAGCUAAAAGAACUAGAACGAGGAGCAGACAUCGUUGUGGCAACACCUGGCAGGCUCAAUGAUAUACUUGAGAUGAAGAGGAUUGAUUUUCGGCAGGUUUCCCUUCUGAUUCUUGAUGAGGCUGAUCGAAUGCUUGACAUGGGGUUUGAGCCUCAGAUUCGAAAGAUUGUGAAUUUAAUACCUCCUAGUAGACAAACACUUAUGUACACAGCAACCUGGCCUAAGGAGGUCCGAGCGAUAGCUAAUGAUCUUCUUCGAGAACCUGUCCAAGUGAACAUUGGCAGUGUCAAUGAGCUUGAAGCCAACAAGUCCAUCACCCAGUAUGUUGAGAUAGUUCCACAAGCAGAGAAGCAGAGACGGGUUGAGCAGAUUCUUCUAUCCCAAGAACGAGGCUCUAAAAUUAUAAUAUUCUGCUCCACAAAAAGAUUGUGUGACCAGCUUGCACGAAGCAUUGGGCGUAGUUUUGGUGCUAUUGCCAUUCAUGGUGAUAAGUCUCAGACUGAGAGGGAUUGGGCCCUCAAUCAAUUUAAAUCUGGGAAGACCCCAAUUCUGGUAGCAACUGAUGUUGCUGCUAGGGGUCUUGAUGUACGUGAUGUAAGGGUAGUAAUCAAUUAUGAUUUUCCAACUGGGGUUGAGGAUUAUGUACACCGAAUCGGGAGAACCGGAAGGGCAGGGGCAACAGGCGUUGCAUAUACUUUUUUUUCAGAUCAAGACUGGAAAUAUGCAGCUGAUCUCGUGAAAGUCCUGGAGGGUGCCAACCAGCAGGUGCCUCCACAAAUCAGAGAGAUUGCCCGACGUGGCCCACCUAGCUUUGUCAAGGAUCGAGCUGAGAUGAACCGUUCUGAUCCAGGUAUGGAUAAUGGCGGUGUCCGUUCGCGCUGGGAUUCUGGUGGUCGAGGAGGAAUGAGAGAUGGUGGUUUCGGGGGAAGAGGGAUGGGAAGGGAUGUUGGUUUUGGCGGCCGUGGCGGAGGAAGGGAUGGUGGUUUUGGUGGUGGUGGAGGAAGGGACGGUGGUGGGUACGGGGGAUUCGGUGGGAGGGAAGGUGGUUUUAUGGGCCGUGGUGGGAGAGAUGGUGGUUUUGGUGGGGGUCGUGGGGGGAUGAGGGAUGGUCAUUUCGGCGGCCGUGGUGGGCGAGUUUCUCCUGGGGCUAAUAAUGCAGGUUGGGAAAGGAACGAUCGUGGGGGCCCGCGUGACCGGUUCAACAGUUUUGAUUCAAGGGGAGGACGCGGUAGCCGAGGCCGUGGAGGUGGUGGGCGCUUUGUUGACAACCGAAGGGACAACAUAUCUAGCGGUAUGAGUAGAAGCAGCAGAGCUUACAGCAGCAGGAGCAGAAGUAGAAGUCGAAGUAGCAGGAGUUAUAGUCGAAGCAGGAGUCGCAGCAGGAGCAGGAGUUACAGUCGCAGUUAUAGCCCAAGACGGAGCCGUAGCCGAAGCCGAAGCCGUAGCCGUAGUCCGAGUCGUGAUAGGUAUCGCAGGAGGACUCGGGUAAGCAAAUUUGAUCAAAUGGAACCCGAGAUGCCUGCUGGUGUGGAGGCGGCUCCCGAAUCUGUCAUGCAGAAAUCAGCACCAGUUGUUGAAGUAGUUACUGCUCCUGAAUCUGCUGUGAUGUCUCCCAUGUUACCAGGUCCGCACUGAUUCUUGGUGUUGUUUCUUCCUGGGGUUUGGCUACAAGGUGGUGAUUUCGAUUAAAGGGAAAAGGAUGUAACAACUCCAUUUUGACCAUCUCUACGUUUCCUCUAAAUAUCAAGUUCUUGUCUCAUUGUUUCUGAGAUUCCUAUGAUGAGAGGGGUCCCUCACCUAUGUUAUUCUUUUUGGUUUUCUUCAAUUUGGGAGUGUUAUCCUCUAAAUUAUGUAGCAGCAUAAGAUCCUACACCUUCACUAAUUAAAUGACCUGGCUUGUUUGAGUAUAAAUUUAUAGAAGAUUUUUUAAAUUUGGACUGGGCCAGGGUCAGGGCUGGCCCUCCCCUAGCUACGUCCCUGGUCACUAAUAGUAAAUCUGCUUAAUUGUUUAGCUUUGUUGGGC